Exophiala mesophila is the source of this 868-nucleotide messenger RNA. RefSeq lists its product as uncharacterized. The transcript has 2 exons. Lineage: Eukaryota; Fungi; Ascomycota; Eurotiomycetes; Chaetothyriales; Herpotrichiellaceae. The record is from RefSeq and is a predicted model, not a curated record. Bases 98 to 868 code for a protein of 256 amino acids.
CUUUUCUUGAGCCAUGAUAUCUUGAUAUCCCUCCAACAUCUUCCAACAUUUGAGUCCGCUCAUUCUUCGCACUCUUGCAUUUCGAAAAGUCUUCCAAAUGGCCACACGUUCCCAGACACCGCGCGCUUUUCCUUUCCUUGUAAAGGUCACGCAGAUCAGCUAUAGGCACGAUCCAACAGCGCCGAGGCUCACUAAUGACGGGUACUGGCAACCCCCUAAGCGAAAAGAUAACUUCGGUGUGCAUUACAGUACUGGCUGGUGGGUCUGGGAUCCUUAUCAUCAGGGCGAGGCGCCAUACGCACGUUUGCGGACCCCAUCAGACGCAGAAUUGAGCAGCCGAGAAGUCCACAGAACAGGCACCAUGUUCUGGGCCCCUGAUAGACAGGCAUAUUCAUAUCGCCCUGAAAAUUGCCUGGAGAUGGACUUGAACAGGAGUGAUUCUCCCUACAGACGGCUAGGGUUUAACAUCUAUGGAAAUUCGAACUUGGUGCUGGUGGCGUACCACGGUAAAGACUUUCAAUUGCCUUACCGAGCGCCCCCGAGAAUGUUGAACACACUGUUCCCUCCUGUAUAUGCAUCACGAUCUACGGCCAACCGGGAGUGCACUAUAGCUGGUGACCUCGCCAUUAUCAUUGGAUUGAUUGUCCUUUCGACUGCGAAUACGAAGGAGAACAUGCUCAAAGCAAUUGACACCACCUUUCGAAGACACCUCAACAGCACUCAGUACGCCGUGAAUCAAGAUCUGAGACCGGUUCGAGGCGUCCUUGAAAGAGGCAUCAUAGUUGAAAUCUGCUCCUUUGACGGUGGUGUCAGUGGACGUGUUCUUAAAGACUGGGAAAAUGGGAUAUAUGGAGAGAUGCUCAGUUGA